Molecule: messenger RNA, 1320 nt
Organism: Seriola aureovittata
Lineage: Eukaryota; Metazoa; Chordata; Actinopteri; Carangiformes; Carangidae
Gene: styx
Product: serine/threonine/tyrosine interacting protein
Exons: 11
Coding region: 153-824 (223 amino acids)
Biological process (GO): regulation of ERK1 and ERK2 cascade; protein dephosphorylation; negative regulation of SCF-dependent proteasomal ubiquitin-dependent catabolic process
Cellular component (GO): cytoplasm; nucleoplasm
Molecular function (GO): protein tyrosine/serine/threonine phosphatase activity; F-box domain binding
Source: RefSeq, a predicted model, not a curated record
GGGGUCACGUGACACAUCUGUCAGGGGACAGCAUGGCGGACAUGCAUGUGGAGCCUCAAAACAAAUUGCAUCGACUGUCCAGCUAACCCCGCCGCGAUAAACAUCGAUACUGCGCGUAACGCCGGGCCGGCGGUGCCCGAACAGACAGCAGAAUGGACGAGGAGAACAAACUUCAGUUCCCGUCUCUGCCCGCGACCAAGGAGGACCUUCUGGACUGGGCUUAUCCAAUGAGACGAGAAAUGCAGGAGAUAUUACCAGGACUAUUUUUAGGUCCCUACUCUGCUGCAAUGAAAAGCAAGCUGCCAAUUCUUGAGAGACAGGGCAUAACACAUAUUGUGUGUGUCCGACAAGACAUUGAAGCCAAUUUUAUCAAACCUAAUUUCCCUCAUACAUUUAGAUACCUUGUAUUAGAUAUUGCUGACAAUCCAGUGGAAAAUAUAAUACGAUUUUUCCCUACGACUAAGGAAUUUAUUGAUAGCUGCUUAGCAACAGGAGGAAAGGUACUGGUUCAUGGUAAUGCAGGGAUAUCAAGAAGUGCUGCCUUAGUGAUUGCAUACCUUAUGGAAACAUUUGGAAUGAAAUACAGGGAUGCAUUCAGCCAUGUCCAGGAGAGGAGGUUCUGCAUCAACCCCAAUGUGGGCUUUGUGCAUCAGCUACAAGAAUAUGAAGCGAUCUACCUAGCCAAAUUGACCAUUAAAAUGAUGUCACCGAUGCAGUUGGGCAGGUCCUUCUUACAAGCUGGGAUGCCAGGAAGCCGUAAGCGCAGCCUGGAGGAAGACGAAGACUUUGGAGCAAUGCAGGUCACAGCAGCACAGAACGGAUGAGCUUUGCUUAUAUUUAGCCUUGUGGCGCAGUGCACUCAAUUUUGUUUUUUACAUUUUUAAUGGGAUUAAAAAUGUAAAUAUUUGAACUUUUUCUAAAGGGAAGGGACGGGGGUGGGAUGGGGAUCACUCAUGUCUGAGACAUGGAGUACUGACGGGGAACGGGCAAAUUUGAUAACUACUUUUUUUUUUUUUCUUGAACUGGAUGCACUGAUGGGAGAUUUUUUGCAGUUUUAUAGUAUUUAACGCAUUUUGCAUUUGCAGCGGGACAGUAUUGCAAUAAUGCACUUUCGAUACUUGAAUUUGUGUAGACGACCAGAGGGGGGCAGUCGGCAAAAGGGAAAGUAGCCAGGAUGUCGCCCAGUGGAGGACACAAGAAGAGGAAUAGCUAAUGCCUUUAUUUUGGGAGUAAUAGGAUUGAGGACUAAUAUCAGGCUUAAUGUGGGAUAGUAAAGAAUGGAAAAAUAACUCACUGCUUAAUAAACAGAAGUCUGACUGA